AUGAAGAUACUCCCUCUUUUCGCAGUGGGCCUUUUGGUCACCUUUGUGACGGUCGGUGCCAAGCCAUCGGCGAGCCACGAUCAGUGCGCCAAGCACGAUGAAGGCAAGACCUACGGUUUGCCGAGUGACUGCCAUAAGUACGUAACCUGUAAAAACGGAAAACUGGAAGUCAAGAGUUGCAGCAGCAAGAAAAACUACGAUGUGGUUACAUCCAAGUGUGUCAAAAUUGCCAAAGCAACCUGUGCCGCGGAGGCUGCUCCGGAGGAGCCCGAGCCGGUACCCGAAGAACCGCAGCCGGUGGAGCCAGAAGAGACCGACGAACAGUACGACUAUCUCUGCAACAACGUUCUCUAUGGGAUCAAAGUUCAUCCGCACGCAUGUGACAAGUACAUCAGCUGCAUGAAGCAGAAAGCCAAAAUUGACAUCUGCGCAGAAGGACACAUCUUUUCGGAGGUGAGAAUCGAAUGUGUGGCAGGUAACAAAGCCACUUGUACAGCCUCUGACGGUGAAACUAGUCCUACGGAUCCGGAAUCGGGAUCUCAUGAAGGCAGCUCAGGAUCUGAAAGCGAGAGUUCGGAAAGCGGAAAUGAAAGUGAUUCUGAUGAGCCGUCCGAAGAACUCAGUGACGGUUAUGAUCAUGUCUGCACCAACGUUGUUCUUGGCAACAAGCCGCAUCCUGAGUCAUGCGAGAAGUACAUCUCGUGCUCCAAGCAAAAGGCAAAGGAAAAGAACUGCAAGGAUGGAUACGGCUAUUCUUCUAAGUACCAUUUGUGUGUCAAGGAGAAGAACAGCGAUUGUGCCGGUUCUCCCGAGGUGCCCCCAGCGACCGAAGAGCCGCCAACUACCGAACCUGAGGUAAGCGAACCGAGCUCUGAGGAGAUUGCUGAGCCUGAAGUUCCUGAGGAACCAGAAACUCCAUCUGGUGAACACGACCAUAUCUGUGCCAACACUCAUCAUGGCAAAAAACCGCAUCCCCAUUCGUGCAAGAAGUACAUCUCGUGCUCCAAACACAAGGCAAAAGUAGUGAACUGCAAGAAAGGAUACGGCUACUCAUCCAAGUCCCAUCUGUGUGUCAAGGAGAAGAACAGCGAUUGUGCCGUUUCUCCCCAGGAGCCUCCAGCGACCGAAGAGCCGCCAACUACCGAUCCCGAGGUAAGCGAGCCGAGCUCCGAGGAGGUUGCUGAGCCUGAAGUUCCUGAGGAUCCAGAAAGCCCAUCCGAUGGAUACGACUACGUUUGUGCCAAAACGCUCCUCGGCAACAAACCGCAUCCUGACUCGUGCAACAAGUACAUCUCGUGCUCCAAGCACAAGGCAAAGGAAGUGAACUGCAAGAAAGGAUAUGGUUAUUCGUCUAAGUUGCAUUUGUGUGUCAAGCAAAAGAACAGCGAUUGUCCCGCAGAACCCGAAGCUCCAUCCAAUGGAUACGACUACGUUUGUGCCAAAACUCUUCUCGGCAACAAGCCGCAUCCUGACUCGUGCAACAAGUACAUUUCGUGCUCAAAGCACAAGGCAAAGGAAGUGAACUGCAAGAAAGGAUACGGUUAUUCGUCCAAGUUCCAUUUGUGUGUCAAGGAGAAGAGUAGCGACUGUGCUUCCUCUCCCGAGGAGCCUCCAGUGACCGAAGAGCCGCCCACUAAUGGAACUACUACUAAACCAGAACCAGAGACAACGCAGCCUUGGACAACCGAAACCACGACCGCCGAACCUCAGCCUCCAACAACAAAGUCUCAACCCGCAACUACUAAACCACAGCCAGAGACAACGCAGGCUUUGACAACUGAAGCCACGACGGCCGAACCUCAGCCUCAGACAACAAAGUCUCAACCCGCAACUACUAAACCACAGCCAGAGACAACGCAGCCUUGGACAACCGAAGCCACGACGGCCGAACCUAAGCCUCAGACAACAAAGUCUCAACCCGCAACUACUAAACCACAGCCAGAGACAACUGAGCCUGCUACAACAAAGUCUCAACCCGCAACUACUAAACCACAGCCAGAGACAACGCAGGCUUUGACAACCGAAGCCACGACGGCCGAACCUAAGCCUGCUACAACAAAGUCUCAACCCGCAACUACUAAACCACAGCCAGAGACAACGCAGGCUUUGACAACCGAAGCCACGACCGCUGAACCUGAGCCUGCUACAACAAAGUCUCAACCCGCAACUACUAAACCACAGCCAGAGACAACGCAGGCUUUGACAACCGAAGCCACGACCGCCGAACCUGAGCCUGCUACAACAAAGUCUCAACCCGCAACUACUAAACCACAGCCAGAGACAACGCAGGCUUUGACAACCGAAGCCACGACGGCCGAACCUGAGCCUGCUACAACAAAGUCUCAACCCGCAACUACUAAACCACAGCCAGAGACAACGCAGGCUUUGACAACCGAAGCCACGACCGCCGAACCUGAGCCUGCUACAACAAAGUCUCAACCCGCAACUACUAAACCACAGCCAGAGACAACGCAGGCUUUGACAACCGAAGCCACGACCGCCGCUCCGCAGGAACCGAGCUGCGAGGGCAUAGCCUCUGGUUACCUUGCGAUCGAAGGAAAUUGUACUCAAUACGUCUAUUGCCAGCAGGGCAAGCCCGAACUGCGCGACUGCCUCGCCAACUAUAUAUUCUACGAGCCAUUCAUGGCAUGCCUGCCAGGAAACACAGCCACUUGUGAGCUGUUCGGUGUCUAA
Messenger RNA from Anopheles cruzii, 2694 nucleotides. Its product is annotated as proteoglycan 4-like. The transcript has a single exon. NCBI's taxonomy places the organism in Eukaryota, Metazoa, Arthropoda, Insecta, Diptera, Culicidae. Gene Ontology annotation, cellular component: extracellular region. The coding region runs from base 1 to 2694 and encodes 897 amino acids. Gene Ontology annotation, molecular function: chitin binding. The record is from RefSeq and is a predicted model, not a curated record.